GAGUGCACCAGCCGUCGUCCAUCCUUCCUCUUCUCACCCGCACCCCUUCAAAAAAAAACCCCUUAUCCCCGACCCCCGACCCUGUCCCCUGUUAACCAAGAGAAUGAAUUAGACCAACGAAAUCGACCGUCGAAUCAACAGACAGCCUACAGAUCCAACAGCAUGAUCCUCUUCUUGUCAAAUCGUGCCCUGAAGAACGAACCGGAUGGAACAGCCCUGCUGAGUGGAGCAUCUUCGUGCACGUGUACACUACGACCGUGUAAAUUGUCCACAUCCCAACCUCUUCUGUCUUGGAAUGUCUGUUCCCCGUUCCCGUUCGAGGCUCUACGAGCCGGCAUUUCACCUUUUCUUAUUACCUGUUUGUUAUUUCGUGAAUUUCAACCCACGGACAUGUACGGAUAGACUGGGCGCCCUUAUGGGGAGCUGCAACCUAAGAUAUCUCUGGGGUUAAAUGUGGUUUCAUACGGGAAUUUCUGGGUUCUGCAAAAUCUAGCAACGGUCCUUUCAAAGUAUCCUAUUACUCGUACCGUCUUCAGGGCAAAUAUGGCGUAAGCAAACUCCUGAGCUCCCUAUUCGUACUUGGGGGCGAACCUGUCCAAAGUUGAAUCCUCUUUUGAGCUCCACGCAGUAGAGUACACCGCCAUAACGGAAACCAACUCCUCGCAGAGUGCGCAGUCUAUCUCUGUGUAUUGUGUAUCCUUAACCUAACCUAUAACCUUUCCUUUCGUCGUCCAUCGGCACCGACAACGAUGAUGGUGAUGGUGAUGAUGAUGAUGAUGAUGUUACGACGACGACGACGACGACGUUUAUUAUAAUGAUAAUUAACUGUGUUUAAUCUAGUUCGACUGUCUAUCUCGUUUUUUUUGUCACGUUUAACUCCCCGUUUCUGUUUCUUCUCUUUUUACUUUUCCGUUGCCUUUCUCUGUCCGUUUUUCUUUGUCCGUGUCGGAUCGAAUCUUUUUUUUCGUGUAUAUGCAUAUAUAUACACACGCACCGCGAAUAUAUACAUAUGUAUAUACUUGUUUCUCCUUGACGAUUAUUUUCCUUUUUGUUUCCUUUAUGCGAUUACAUUACAUAUUACGCUAGUUUAUAGAAUCAUUUGUACCAUCUGUAAUAAGUGCCAUUAAAAGACGAAAAAAGGGAAAGAAAAAAAAACAGAAGGAUCCUGGUGUUCUUCAUUGACAAUGCUUCGCGAGCUGCGAACGCAUUUACGGUCGGACAAAAAUGUUCUUGCCUAAAAUUCUUGUGUAUGUAGUAAUCUUGUAUGUAGUCUUCUUAUGUAGUCUUUCCGCGAGCUUUUUCUAUUCAAAGCUGACGGUAAUAUGGUACGAUAAUAUGGUACAGAUGAGAAAUUUUGAUCCAUGGAUCCACUGUGUCGAAAACAUUUUUGACCCACUGUAGGUGCAUACACAACCUGCUUCGUUAUGUACACGGCUGCACGAAAGUGUUCGACCAUAACCUCACUUUACUCUUCUCAAUCUUUCCGAUUUCCCUACGGUUAUUUUUGAGGUUAGAACUAAUGUCUCGUAAUUCAAGUGUGAGAUCUUCCGUGGAGAUUCGUGGGUAUAACGUUCCCAUUUGGAAAAGGGGGUUAAUUGAAAUUUACGAAAUUUACUGGUGAAGUCUAUCGAACACGUUGUGCACCGGUGUACGUACCCGUAGUUAUGUAUAUAAAUCUCUAUAACCCAAAAAAAGAAGAAAAAAGGAAUAGAAAACAGAGAAUAAUAGAAAAGAGUGCACGAAAUUUCGGCCUGGCGUCGCAAAACGGAAAGGAGUACCAAGCACCCAAGGUUCAUGGAUGAACCUGCCAGGCUGUCCGUUAACCCAGUUUCCCCGUACCCUGGACCCCUUUAAAGAAAGAAAGCACGACAAAGAUAAAAAAGAACAUAUAUAUGUACCUUAAACUACCCCCGCCAGCCCCGUCGAGUGCGAGCCAACCGGAGGCCCAUUGAACAAUAUAUGUUGUCGCUUUAUCACGAGCCUGCGCGCACCCCUCGUGAUAAAGGGAAUUAUCGAGUAACAAAAUCAAAAUGGGAACUUUCGAGAGGAUCAAACGCCGUUCUGGAGCCACGAGCCAUCGCGAAGGCACCGGAAGGAGAGGGUUGCCCUCGAUGCGGAGGAUACGUGUACGCGGCCGAGCAGAUGCUGGCUCGAGGAAGGCAAUGGCACAGGGAAUGUUUUAAAUGUGCCAACUGCUCCAAGAGAUUAGAUUCCGUCAACUGCUGCGAAGGUCCUGAUAAGGACAUCUACUGCAAAGUAUGCUACGGAAAGAGAUUCGGACCGAAGGGUUAUGGCUACGGCCAGGGUGGUGGCGCCCUACAAAGCGACUGCUACGCCAAUGGCGACGCCGCUCCUCGUACGACCGUGAUCGACACCGCCAUAAUCAAGGCCCCACCAGGCAAGGGUUGUCCACGCUGUGGCGGCGUUGUGUUUGCCGCCGAACAAGUGCUGGCAAAGGGUCGCGAGUGGCACAGGAAGUGCUACAAGUGUCGCGACUGCACCAAAACCCUCGACUCCAUCAUCGCCUGCGACGGUCCUGACAAAGAUGUCUACUGCAAGACCUGCUACGGAAAGAAAUGGGGACCGCACGGAUACGGAUUCGCAUGUGGAUCAGGAUUCCUGCAAACUGACGGCUUAACGGAGGAAGAAAUCUCGGCCAGCCGACCAUUCUACAAUCCCGACACGACCUCGAUCAAGGCACCCGCCGGACAAGGAUGCCCCCGUUGCGGUGGUAUGGUGUUCGCCGCUGAACAACAGCUCGCCAAAGGCACCAUGUGGCACAAGAAGUGCUUCAACUGCGCAGAAUGCCACCGACCACUGGACUCCAUGCUUGCCUGCGACGGCCCCGACAAGGAGAUCCACUGUCGGUCCUGCUAUAGUAAAUUGUUCGGACCCAAAGGUUUCGGAUUCGGCCAUAAACCGACUCUUGUUUCGACGGACUCAGAACACGCUCCUUCAUACAUCGACGCGAAGCCCCAAGUCGGCCAGAAGCGGAACGACGGGCACGGUUGCGCGCGCUGCGGAUACCCGGUGUACGCCGCCGAGCAGAUGAUCUCGAAGAACCGCGUGUGGCACAAGCGUUGCUUCAGCUGCGGCGCGUGCCAUCGUUCGUUAGACUCCACGAACCUGAACGACGGUCCGGACGGGGACAUCUACUGUCGCGGUUGUUACAACCGAAAUUUCGGGCCCAAGGGCGUAGGAUUCGGCAUGGGCGCGGGCACCCUGACGAUGGCCUAAUCGACCACCCUCGCGAACCAGUCUCAUAUAUAUAUAUACGAAUAUAAAUAUAAACGCAAAAGCUAAAUUAUAUCCGGACACGCGUGCGCGCAAACGAACGGCGGGCAAACCGUUACAUGGCCGAUCGUUCGUUCGCGCGCAUCGCCAUAAUUGUAUAUGUAUAGGCGCCUGACUUCCUCGACUAACACCGAGACCACGAAGAAAACACGCUGCUCCGUACAAUGGAUAACAUUCGUUUCUCUUUUCGCUGAACGACCAUAGCGCGCAACACCGAUCCGGAAACGCGUGCGCGCCAACGACCGAGACGCAAACCGAUCACGAUCCACGAUCGUGAAACGAGUGACAAAUUGAUUUUUGUUACUUUUCUAUGCCGACUGUCCGCGAAACGCGUGUUCGCGAUCCCCUGGACCCUGGAUCUUGUACACCUCGAUUCUGGGACUGUUCCCGCCAAAAUGUAGCGCUUUCCCGCCAAAACUUGGAAGGUUAAUCUCUGAUGCGAUGGCGCUACGCUUUGACGUGGAACUGUACCGUAUUGUUGAAGCGAGAUGAAAGAUCUUUUUAUGUCCCAGGGAUCAGGGGAACGCGAACAACGCAAAGUACAAAUGGAGAAUAAUGGGCAAUUUCUGAUAAUUCGAUCACUGUUGACUUUUCCAUCACUUUGAUUCGAUGAAGAGCACUGAGAAAUUUUAAUAGCCUGAAAUAAUUCGAUAGUCUUCGAAGUCUUGAAACAUUAUCUUGCGUUCUGAAGAUUCAAGGCUUCCGAGACGUUUCAAAAUUUGUUAACCUCGAACGAACCUCGAAGCGAUCAUCGGCUCGUCGCUGCUCGAAACGCGAUCAGGAGCAACGAUGUAACGACGACGAAUAAAACAAAAAAAUGAACGAUUAUUUUCAAUAAAUGUAUAUUUCGAAAAGGAACGAACGGAAAAAUUGUGGGCUAUGGGUUGGGGCUGGGUUGUGGACCUGUGUUUGAAAAGGGAAGCGACGAACAUCGUGUCUCGACGGCACUCGACAUUCCAUUUGUCAGAUCGAAGACGCGUCGAAGGAAAAGUCAUCGUUCGGGAAUUAAAUUGAUGCAAAUGAUGCGCCUCGCGCGCUCAGCAAUCGCCCGAAGCAUUUACUAUAUAAAAAUAGUUUCAAUAUCGACGGCGCAUACACACACACACAUAGAGAGAGAGAGAGAGAGAACGUGCG
Molecule: messenger RNA, 4428 nt
Organism: Megachile rotundata (alfalfa leafcutting bee)
Lineage: Eukaryota; Metazoa; Arthropoda; Insecta; Hymenoptera; Megachilidae
Product: muscle LIM protein 1
Biological process (GO): sarcomere organization; muscle tissue development
Cellular component (GO): Z disc; cytoplasm; nucleus
Molecular function (GO): structural constituent of muscle; actinin binding
Source: RefSeq, a predicted model, not a curated record